AUGUCCAAGGAACCCGUGAAGGAAAUACCUUGGAGAUUAAUUUUGUCUAAACCACCAGUCUGGGCCCUGAUAGUGUGCCACUUUUGCCAUAAUUGGGGAACUUUCAUUCUUCUUACAUGGAUGCCAACAUACUAUAACCUAGUGUUAAAGUUCAAUCUAACAGAAUCUGGACUAUUUUGUGUUGUACCAUGGCUUACGAUGGCAAUUUCUGCAAAUUUUGGUGGUUGGAUUGCAGACACUCUUGUGACCCGAGGUGUAUCUGUUACAACGGUCCGCAAGAUAAUGCAAACAGUUGGGUUUCUAGGUCCUGCUUUUUUCUUGACUCAAUUGAGCCACAUUCAUUCUCCUGUAAUGGCUGUUUUGUGUAUGACUUGUAGUCAAGGAACAAAUGCAUUCUCUCAGUCUGGAUUAUAUUCAAACCAUCAAGAUAUAGCCCCUCGAUAUUCUGAGAUACUGCUCGGUCUAUCCAAUACCGCUGGAGUACUUGCUGGUGUGCUUGGAACAGCAGCAACAGGUUACAUUCUACAGCAUGGCUCGUGGGAUGAUGUUUUCAAGGUUACAUUCUAUGUAGUGUCCUCAACAGCAAAACGACACUUAUGCUUUAUGUGGAUGUCAAAAAUUGGAGAACAGAGACGAAAAGUAUGUCAUAAUCUUGGUCCAAUUAGUUGA
Messenger RNA from Vicia faba (fava bean), 669 nucleotides. The record is from the annotation of a GenBank genome assembly. NCBI's taxonomy places the organism in Eukaryota, Viridiplantae, Streptophyta, Magnoliopsida, Fabales, Fabaceae.